Solanum verrucosum is the source of this 2069-nucleotide messenger RNA. RefSeq lists its product as uncharacterized. Lineage: Eukaryota; Viridiplantae; Streptophyta; Magnoliopsida; Solanales; Solanaceae. The record is from RefSeq and is a predicted model, not a curated record. Bases 35 to 1912 code for a protein of 625 amino acids. The transcript is spliced from 11 exons.
CACCUUGAAUUUCUCCUGCAGAACAAGGAUCACCAUGGGAGAGAAUUCGAGCAGGAGGAAGAAAAGAAAACAAGAAGAAUCAGCCACGUCCUCAUCUGAAUCAUCUUCUGAAUCUGACUAUGAAGUUGAUGGCUCCUCUGAAGAUGAAAAACGGCAAAAGCGUCGGCACAAACGGCGUCGUGAGGGGGAGAGGAGUCGGAGGAGCUCCUCAAGGAGUGAUAAGCAUAGGGAGAGGGUGAAGAGAAAAAAGAAGCAUGUGAAGAAGCGGGAGCAUAGAGGCAGCAGCAGUAGUAGGAGAUCGAAACGAGAGGGAAAGAGGAAGUAUUCGGAUUCUAGUGAAUCGGACACCGGUUCCGGGUCAGACUGUGAUGAUUUCCAGCCCAAGCAGCGAAGGGAUAGUCCUGGGGAUGUGGUCAAAGGCAUAUUGCAGGAGUUCCCUACUGUAGCUGGUGAUUUGGAACAGCUUCUACAAAUGAUUGAUGAUGGACAAGCUGUAGAUAUAAGGGGUUUAUCUGAAAAAUUGUUGGUCAAGCGUCUGCGAAAACUGUUCCUCUCCUUAAACCUUAAGGAAACAGGUGAUCAUGUUUUUCUAUUACCAUCAAAAGCAUUUCCUACUUUGGAGACUGUAGGACCCUUAAUCCGCUCCCAAAUGCAACUUCGAAGUCAAGGGUUGCAUCAAAAUGAUGAGCAGUCCAAGCCAUUGGAUUCGGGAGUUGGACAGGAACAUUGUAAUGCCAAUUUGAGUUUGCCAAAUGAAGUAGCUAAUGGUCAUAAUGCCAAUUUGAGUUUGCCAAGCGAUAAUGCUACCGCUUACGAUGCUAAUUUAAGCUUGCCUGCCGAAGAAGAUACUGGCCCAAAAAAGAGGGUGAUUGGCCCUGCAAUGCCUUCUGCAGAACUACUUGCUGCCGCAGCUAAGUUAACUGAAGCACAAGCGGAGCUGAGGGAUGUUGAGCUGGAAGAAGAUACUGAAUUGUUUAUAGGACCCCCACCUCCUGCUUUGGUGACUGAGGUAGAAUCAGCAAACGAGGCCGAACGUUUUGAAGAGGUUACAAGAAUCAUGGGAGCAGAUGCAGACAACUCAUAUGAUGUUUUGGGUGCGAACAGAAAUAUGCUGAGUGAUAACAUGAAGAAAAGGUACUGGAAGUUGUCUCUUAUGGUGCAUCCUGAUAAGUGCACGCAUCCUGAAGCUCACCAAGCGUUCAUCAAGCUGAACAAAGCCUUUAAAGAUUUGCAAGAUCCAGAUAAAAGGAAAGUGUUGGAUGAGAAAAUAAAGCGCAAGGAAGAACAAGAGGAAAUGAAGGCAGAAUUACAAGCUAUGCGUGAAGCUGCCCAAUGGAGACGUUUGCAAGGUAUCUCCAUGGAAGGUGAUGAUCUGCUGUUAGCAGAGAUGGAGGUCAAAGUUGCACCAAAAAGAGAUGAAUGGAUGACUACACUGCCUCCUGAAAGAAAAGCUGGCGUUGUGAGCAUGCACUCAAAGACGAGCUUUAGCAAAAGCUCGAAAGAAGGCCGUGGUGAUACUAGUGCCUGGACAGACACCCCAUCAGAUCGAGCUCAGAAAGCCAAAAUGAAUUAUCUGGAGGCUUUCAAUGAGGCUUCAGCACUUGCUUCUAAAGAGCUGCAAGAAAAGAGUAGAUCAAGUGUCGAUGCUGAACUGGUGGAACAGUAUAACAAAUCGAGACGAUCAAAAUCUAUGGUAGAAAAGCAUCAAGAGACAGUUCGUACCAAGUCAAAGAAAAAAUCAAAGCAGGAAUCAACCAAAGAAGAAUGGCAAGGCAAUCAUCCAUGGAAACCUUGGGAUCGUGAGAAGGAUUUGACAGCGGGAAGGCAAAAUGUUAAGCUUGAUGCUGCGGACAUGUCUCAGGGUCUCACUUCCAGGUUUUCUUCUGGAUCCUUUCAAAGGAAUUUCCUUUAGAAGAGUUGUUGUCAUCUUCGAUGUUUUAAUUUGUAUUGGCCCUUAAUAUAUAUAUAUAUAUAUUAAGAUAUCCUGAACAUGAUCCAUCAAUUUAUCUUGUAGAGAUGUAUGUGUAACCAUCGAGCUGCAGAAUAAAAUUGUUUUUGAGUUUUUCUUA